This is a messenger RNA of Gastrolobium bilobum, 1703 nucleotides long. RefSeq lists its product as uncharacterized. The record is from RefSeq and is a predicted model, not a curated record. Lineage: Eukaryota; Viridiplantae; Streptophyta; Magnoliopsida; Fabales; Fabaceae. Gene Ontology annotation, cellular component: cytoplasm. The transcript has a single exon. The coding region runs from base 43 to 1491 and encodes 482 amino acids.
UCUCUGUCCUCAGCAAGUCAGAAUUCUCAAGAGUGUUUCCUCAUGAAUUUCUUCAAAUCCGUUUUCUUGGACGAUCCAGAUCCUUCUGAAUCAGGAUCCGGGUCCAACAAAGAUCCGGGUCCCGAUUCCUCGUCAACGGAGCCCCGAUCGACCAGCGACGAUUCCGGCGAUGCCGACGGUUGGAACUUCGGUGGCCUGAUCAAAACCUUGACAUCGAAAUCGGAAUCAAUAAUCGAGACUUACCGUCGGGAUCUGCACGAAUUCGGCACCGGUUUCAAGAAGGAGAUAGAGGUUGCUCAGGGUUCUCUUGGGACGGUGGGUCACGCCAUUGACGAGUUCGGAAACACCGUCGUCAAAGGGACGGCUCAGAUCAUAUCUCAAGGUAAGGACGCCAUCCUCGCCGUCGAUCUCGAUUCUGAUUCGGAUAGCAGCAAUCGCAGGCACACGAACGGUAGCGAAGGGAGCUUGAAUUCGAAGCGGUAUAGUAGGUUUGAUGCACAUGUUCGCACCAUUCAGGGUGAUGUUAGCACUUACUCCGAGGGCCCUGAGGAUUUGGAUGAGUUUAACAAGUGGAAAUUAGGGUUUUCCUUGGAUGGGAAAAGUGAUGAAAUGGAGGGUUUUUUCAGAGAGAGUGAUGAUAUGGAGAGUGUUUACAAAAGGCUUGUUCCAAACACUGUGGAUCAUGAAACUUUCUGGUGUAGGUAUUAUUAUAAGGUUUAUAAGCUCAAGGAAGCUGAGGAUGUAAGGGUUAGGCUUGUGAGGAGAAUGACCAAGGAAGAGGAGGAGGAGGAGUUGAGUUGGGAUGUUGAAGAUGAUAAUGAGAAGGAGUAUGAAGGUGAAGGUAAACCUGAGCUUAUGAUCAAUAAGGAGGUUGGUGGUGAAAAUAUGGGAAAAGGGGUAGAUACCCAGUUGCAAAUUGAUAGCUCUGGUGUUAGCAAUGAUGGGGUAACAAAGAGAUCGAAUGUGGAAGUGGUGCAGCAUUCUGGCGAAGAGGAGUCUAAAGUAGAAAGGAGAGACAAUUUAUUGCAAAGUAAGGAACUUGAAAACAAGAUGGAUAAGUCUGUUGAGGAAUCACAAGCUGAGAAAUCUGAAGCUGUUGAUGAGAUGGUUGAUGGAAGUAAGGAAACUGUUGAGGAGGCAGGUGUUGAUAAAGCAUCAAAGUCACAAGUGGACCAUGCUGUGAACAAAAGUGAUUCUGCAGCUGAAUCUGAUGAGAAGGUGAUAACGGAAAGAAAGACUGGGGAUGACAAAUCUUCUAGUAAAAAUAAUGAAUCUUCACUGGUUGAAAGUCAGCACUCAGCAAAUGUUGAGGAGGAGGAGGAGGACCUUGAGUGGGAUGAGAUUGAGGAUCUUAGCAGUGUUGAUGAAAAGAAAGCAACUCAGAGUGGUAGCACAAGCAAAGUUGAUUUGCGGAAGCGCCUUAGUACUGCAGAAGAAGAGGAAGACUUGAGUUGGGACAUUGAAGAUGAUGAUGAGCCAGCUAAGGCUUGACAAAUUUGAUGCAUUUGGUUCUGAUUAUUAACAAAAAUCUACGUUUAAGUUUCAUUUUGUCAAAAAGAAAUUUGCCUUUGAUUUGAUAUUUUUGUAAAUUGGGAUAGAAGUAGUAUUGUUAUCUGUUCUAUACCUAAAACGCAUGAAAAGCAACUGUUUUCAUAUUAAUAUCUCUUUUUAUUUAUUUUGUGCAUUGUUUUUGGAUAUUUAUA